This is a messenger RNA of Electrophorus electricus (electric eel), 4785 nucleotides long. RefSeq names its product protein phosphatase 1H-like. Gene Ontology annotation, cellular component: mitochondrion. Gene Ontology annotation, molecular function: [pyruvate dehydrogenase (acetyl-transferring)]-phosphatase activity. Lineage: Eukaryota; Metazoa; Chordata; Actinopteri; Gymnotiformes; Gymnotidae. The record is from RefSeq and is a predicted model, not a curated record. Gene Ontology annotation, biological process: protein dephosphorylation.
CGUUCACAAGGACUCAAGCAGCGGCUGAAUGAAACCUCGAAGUGGUGUGUGUUUGUUUGUUUGUUUGUUUUCCUGAUAACGACAUAUCGAGAAGCUGGGGUUGGGUGGGGGGAGUGUUCAGGUAAAAGUACCCGCGCAGGUCAUCGCACGGAUACGCAGCGCGAACAUGCUCACCCGCGUCAAAUCCGCGGUGGCCCACUUCAUGGGAGGUGCCGUGGCCCCCAGCAGUGACCGCUUCAGCAGCGCGGACCUGCCGCUGAAAUGGCCGUACAUGCGCCCGGACUUCCUCGGGCUGUCAACGGACGAGAUCGAGUGCUCUGCGGACCACGUUGCGCGACCGAUUCUUAUCCUCAAAGAGACGAGGAGACUACCGUGGGCGACGGGCUACGCAGAGGUGAUCAAUGCAGGGAAGAGUGCUCUGAACGAGGACCAGGCCUGCUGUGAAGUGCUCACGGUGAAGAGGCGGCCAGGAGCGUCCUCCACGCCCAGCAAGGCGACGGCCAAGAGGAGGUCCUCUCUGCCUAACGGAGAGGGCCUGGCCCGCAGGGAGAGUUCUCAGGAGUCUGCAGGGCUGGUCUUCCACUAUUGGGCACUGUUCGACGGGCACGCAGGCUCGGGCGCCGCCCUUGUGGCCUCCAAGCUGCUGCAGCGGCAUGUCGUGUCGCAGCUGCAGGAGGUGGUGGACGUGGUGUGCAACACGACCUUGUUGCCCCCCACCCUGCUGGGAGUGGAGAGCGAGCAGCGUGGCACGCCUGCUGCACACCGCGCCCUGACCCGGGCCGCGUCGCUGCGCGGGGCCUCCGGCGCGCCCGGCUCCCCCGCGCCCCGUUUCUUUGCCGAGAAGAGGGUCCCGCACGAGAGCCUGGUGGUGGGCGCGCUGGAGAACGCCUUCAAGGAGAUGGAUGCCCAGAUCGAGCGGGAAAAGUCCAGGUAUAAUGUCUCCGGCGGAUGCACUGCACUGGUCGCCACGUUCAUUCUGGGCAAGUUGUACGUGGCCAAUGCAGGUGACAGCAGAGCCAUCAUAAUCCGGAAUGCAGAGAUCAUCCCCAUGUCUACAGAGUUCACCCCUGACUCAGAGAGACAAAGGCUGCAGUUCUUGGGUUAUAUGCAGCCCCAUUUGCUUGGGGGAGAGUUCACACAUCUGGAGUUCCCCAGGAGGAUCCAGAGGAAGGAAGUAGGCAGGAGGAUGCUAUACCGGGAUUUCACCAUGACUGGCUGGGCAUAUAAAACCAUUGAGGACGAGGACCUCCGGUUCCCCUUAAUAUACGGAGAAGGGAAGAAGGCUCGGGUAAUGGCCACAAUAGGAGUGACUCGUGGACUCGGCGACCAUGACCUCAAAGUCCAUGACUCCAAUAUCUCCAUUAAGCCAUUUCUCUCCUGCUGUCCAGAGGUGAGAGUGUAUAAUUUGACCCAGUAUGAGCAUGGGGCGGAUGACGUGUUGGUGAUGGCCACGGAUGGCCUGUGGGAUGUUCUCUCUAAUGAGGAAGUGGCGGAGUCGGUUACAUCUUUCCUCGCCAACUGUGACCCAGAUGACCUGCAUAGGUACACCAUGGCAGCCCAGGAUCUAGUGAUGCGUGCCAGGGGUGUGCUUCGGGACCGCGGCUGGCGCAUAACCAACGAUCGGCUCGGCUCUGGUGAUGAUAUUUCCGUCUAUAUUAUCCCCCUUAUGUAUGGUAACCGACAAGCAUAGAGAAGCACGAUUACCCUCUCUCACUCACUCACACACACUCCCACAACCAAAAUCGAGUGUAGAGCAGUGGGAAAUUAAUUGAGUUUUUUUGUUUUGUUUUGUUUUUUAAACAGUUCUCCACACCCUGUAGUGUUCAUGAGAGAAACCAUGUUACCUGUCCCUUUCCAUAUUGCCACUGUGUGGCCAUGUGGGGUUUUAUAUCAGUUUCUAGUACAACCCAAACAGUAAAGUACAGUACUUUUUCCAAAUAAAGACAAGUGUUCUUUGUAGCCCAGUAUAUAAGUAAGCAUUAAUGACAGGCUUUCUGUCUCUUCUAAAAGACAGUGUCUUCUGUGCGGCUUCGUUGUUGGGUUUUCACGUCAUGCAGGAAGUAAGGAAAUGUGAGCAAAGUGCAAUGAAUCAUUACUGCUUUCAGUUCAUUGUUGGUUCCCUUUUCGUUCCAUGCCCCAAAUUGGUCACUACAUUUUAGUAUAUUGCUUGUAUAAACAGAAUUCUAAUGUUUUAUUAAUUGAAUAUUGUAGAAAUGGAUCAAAGGCUUAAGCUGUAUUGCAGUAUGUUGCGUGUGCACAUACAAAUUUAAGAUAUUUUGGCUCAUGUUUUAGUAAUCUUGAUUUGCUUGGCAUAAUGACACUUUAAAACUAAAUUAUUUGUUGCUUGUCAUCCAAUCUCUUUGAGAGUUUUUCUUUCCUUAUUUUGUUCAAUCAUAACCGAAAAAUGUGUCGGUAUGAGUUCAAUGGAUAUACUCCACUACCAAAAGUGAAGGCACUCAGUGUCAUUCUGUGCAUGCUGUAGUGUUUACAUUGCCAAAUACCCAUUUACAUUUUGCUAAAUAAUUGUUUGAAUUUUCAGUAGCACUAAUUUAUAUAUUUGCAAUAUACAGUUUAUAUAUUAAAAAUCUUAUGUAUAUUUGUAAAUAGUGUAUGUAGUUUAGUUUAUGUAACUUAUAUAUGUUUACCUCCAGCAUAUAUGUCUGUUAUUUGCAGUAAAUGUAUUGUUAGGUUUGUGUCUAGGUGUUAUAGUGCUGGGAAUCUGCUUCUUCACUGAUCCAUAAACCCCCUCUGUCAGAUUAGAUAAUGAUCCGAAACCCAGUGCUGAGAGACUGCGUUAGCUGAAACCAAACCAUUACCCAACAUGCAUGCAGACCUAAAUGCUCAAACCUGCAUGACCGUAGAUCAUCUCACCAUAUGCAGUGCCCUUAUGGGGUGAUUAGUGGAGCAGUACUGUAAGUACUCUAAGAGGAUGUUGUUUAAUGUACGUACGCAAAUCCAUGGUACUGUUUUAUAUAGGAAAAGAAGUUAAGGUUCCCAUGGAAACUGAUUAAUUGCUUUUCGUUUUACUUCAUUAUGGGAUGAAUUUAGCAGGCUGGAAUGUUACUGCAGGUUCAUGGCUAUCGUGUCCUUGCUGUAAGUGUAUGUGAAUUUUAUGUUUUUCUUUUCCAUAGAGAGGAAAGAGUGUCACAUUUUGAGUGGAUAGAUAAGAUUUUUAGGUAUGUUAAAUACCUUCAGAACUGUGCCAUACUAAACCAAACAUGCAAAAAUAAAAAAAAACUUCUAACCUGAUAAACAUGAGAAAUUGAGCUCAGGGCUUUUAAAGUAUUGCAACUAUGAAGGUUUAAAUAUAAAUACAACAAUUCAAAUAGUUUCAUUACUUUUAAAUGACCUUUGUUGAAUUAAAAGGUUUAUCCUCCUCAGUGCAUUCCUUUUCUACUGUAUAGUCUUUGUGGAAAGAUGGGGAAUAUCAGUAAGUGUAACAUACACCAGUCAGCCACAACGUUAAAACCACUGACGAGUGAAGUGAAUAACAUUUGAAUAUCUCAUUGCAAUGGCAUAUGUCAAGGGAUGGGAUGUAUUAGGCAGCAAAUGGAAAGUCAGUUCUUGAUGUGUUGGAAGCAGGAAAAAUAUGCAGUUGUAAGGACCAGAGUGACUUUGACAAGGGACAAAUUGUGAGCGCUAAACAACACUAUAAAACAGCAUGUCUUGUGUUCCUGGUAUAUAAGGGUUAGUGCCUACCAAAAGUAGUCCAAUGAAUGAGUAAACUGGCAACAGGGUCACAAGCAUUCACGGAUACACAUGGGGAGUGAAGGCUAGCCCGUCUGGUUUGAUCCCACAGAAGAGCCACUGUAGCUCACGUAGCUGAAGCAGCUAAUGCUGGCUGUGAUGGAAAGAUGUCAGAACACAGAGUGCUGUAUAUGGGGCUGCAUAGCUACAGACCAGUGAGAGUACCCUAUUCAUCACCUAAAGUGCCUAUAAUAGGCUUGUGAGCAUCAGAACUGGAUCAUGGGUAAUGGAAGAAGGUGGCCUGGUCUGAUGACAUUUUCUUUUACAUUAUGUGAAUGUCUGGGUGCACGUGCGUUGUUGACUUGGGAGGAGGUGGCACCAGGAUGUACUAUGGGAAGAAGGCCAGCUGGUGCAGGCAGUGUGAUGCUAUGGGUAAGGUACUGUUGGGAAACCUAGGAUCUUGGCAUUCAUGCUGAGGUUACUUUGAAGCAUACAACCUAGCUAAACAUUGUUGCAGACCAUGUACACCCCUUCAUGGCAACGGUAUUCCAGAAGGCCAGUAGCCUUUCAGCAGGAUAAUGCGUCCUGUCACACUGCAAAAAACGGUCAGGAAUAGUUUGAGGAACAUAACAGAGAUCAAGGCCUCCAAAUUCAGCAGAUCUCAGUCCGAUCGAGCAUCGGUGGGAUGUGCUAGAAAAACAAGUCCAUUCCAUGAAGGCCACCCUCAAACCACACAGGACUUAAAGAAUCUACUCUACUACUAAGCUCUUUGUGCCAGACACCACAUACCUUAAGAGGUAUGAGGAGUCCACGCCUCGAUGGGUCAGAGCUGUUUGAGUGGCAAGAUGAGCAUAAGCUACACAAUACUUAGGCUGUUGGUUUUAAUGUUAUGGCUGAUUGAUGUGUGUAUAUAUAGGUUUCAAUAAAUCUGGAUAGACUCCUUGCUUCCUGUGUUUCGUUUUGUUUUCUCUCCCUCCAUCCUUUACUGUAAUCACACCUAAUUUCAGUUUUACAGAUAAGAUGGUGGAUAUUUAUGUACUGUAUCAGAUGAGACUGUAUAUUAGCAGUUAUGCUUUUGGAAUAAAAUGGUACACUUGA